This is a messenger RNA of Dermatophagoides pteronyssinus (European house dust mite), 494 nucleotides long. RefSeq lists its product as uncharacterized. The record is from RefSeq and is a predicted model, not a curated record. NCBI's taxonomy places the organism in Eukaryota, Metazoa, Arthropoda, Arachnida, Sarcoptiformes, Pyroglyphidae.
AUUUUAAUAAAUCAUUUGGCACGAUGCUUCUGUAUGUUGAAACGAUAUCCAAAUCAUCCAUUAUAAUAGCAGUCAUGUUUUACAGUGAACAAGAAGAGAUAAGUCAAUAUUGUGUAAUGGCAAUUGUAUCAUUACUUUCAAUUUUUUUUUACAUAACGACACUUUAUUCACGUGUAGCACGAUUACCAUCAAAUAAUCGUCGCUGUUGUAAAUCUAUAAUGAGUUGGUUGGCACGAACACAAUGGUCAUUACCAGAAACAAAAUUUUAUAAAUCAUUUAAAGGACGAAAAAUUAAAGUUAUAAAUCGUACGACAAUCAAAUCGAAUCUUUUCGUACAAAUUAUGAGAGAAAAUAAACUUGGUUUUACAUGUGGUCAUCUAUUUUUCAUUACAAAAUUCAAAUAUAUUCAAUUAUUAUUAUUAAAUUUUACUUUGAUUAUUAAAUUUUAUAAAAAAAUUAUACAUGCAUCACAAAUUAAACAUAAUCAAGGUUAA